Cajanus cajan (pigeon pea) is the source of this 1022-nucleotide messenger RNA. Its product is annotated as stomatal closure-related actin-binding protein 3. NCBI's taxonomy places the organism in Eukaryota, Viridiplantae, Streptophyta, Magnoliopsida, Fabales, Fabaceae. Gene Ontology annotation, biological process: regulation of stomatal movement; actin filament organization. Gene Ontology annotation, molecular function: actin binding. The record is from RefSeq and is a predicted model, not a curated record.
UAGAAGUGAGCCCCUCAUAUGUGCCCCGCGAACACGCUAGGUUAAAGCAUACUCGGGGCCAAGGCCUCUUCGCUCUCUUCCUCCUCCGUCUUCGCCUUCAUAGACGUCUUCGCUCACUAUUAGAAACAGAGCAGACCCUUUAUUGGUAAUGUGCAGGUGCUUCAGCGUCCUCACCUCUUUGGCUGCCAUUCUCUACAUCGCCGUCAACGUCCUCUCCGCCGUCCGUUCCUUCAAGCACGCAUCUGACAUUUUUGAUAGCAUAUUCUACUAUUACGCGGUUAUCAUAGCGGCUUUCGUCGUCCUCGCCGAGACCGAAUGGUCUUUCAUACUCAAUUUCUCCAAGGCUUUGGAGUAUUGGGCCGUCAGGGGGAUGCUGCAGAUCUUGAUUCUGAAGAUGCUAAAAAGUUGGUUAAUCAAGAAAAGUCUUUUGCCUGUGCCGAAAUCCAAAGUGCUAGGUCAGUGGUGCUAAGAAUUGGGGAGGCACUUGAGGAACAAGAAAAAGCUUCCCAAGCUUCUAAACCACAAGUACUAAAAUGUUGUUUGAUUACACGAUUAUAUGUGUAUGACGUGGAUGGACUAAUAGAAGAGGUUCAAGAGGCUAGAAGAAUCAAAUUGUUGCAUCAGCCAAGCAAGAAAAAUUGUGGAAGAUAGAAUUCUAUAGCCAUGGUUGUGGUUUUGUAGCCAUGGCUGUGAGAAUUUGGAGUGAAAUCAGGAGGUUAGAAAGUCGCAGCCAUGGCUGUGGUUUUGCAGCCAUGGCUGUGGAAACCUAGAGUGCAAAAAUUGAGGUUCUAGAGACUUGUAGCCAUGGUUGUGGAUUCCUCAGCUACAACGUUGUAAAUUGCUUAAACAUGAAGGAGUCUCCACAGCCAUGGCUGUGGAUUCAUAGCUGCAGCGGUGGAGCUUAAAUCAACAUGAAGAACUCUCCACAUGCAUGGCUGUGAAUAAACUCUUAAGGAUUGGAUAUGGUGAAACUACUAACUAUUCUAGUUCUUAAAUAUAUAUGUAUUUCACUCUCAUUACUU